AUGGACCAAUGGUCAGUUAUCACCAACUCCCUUUGGCUAAUGGCUUUGCUCAGAAUCCAUCCGGCGCCCGCGCAAGCAUCCGGAAGACCUCGAGUCACGAUAGCGCUUCCGACUCACGAUCUAUCCUAUGACAGAAGCCCGUACCGCAAGGCCUCCCCAGCAGCCUGCGCGCUCCCACCGACGCCCAUCCAGGGUAAGACUUCACGCAACGGUCGCCGGCCCCUGGUCGUUCGGCUGACUUCACUCACCCGCCGGCUAUCGCAGGUAUCUGAUUCUGAUUCACGAGGUAUUCCUUCUACCUCAUCGCUGGAGAACAACGAGGCAUGUUUGGCUACAGUCAAAACGUUGGAGCGGGAGAAUGAAGCGUUGGAGAGACAAAGAGGCCAGUCGGAGCGCCUUCGAGGCGUUGAAAGUGAGAAGCAGAAACUGUUGAACGACCAGAAUCGGUGGAGGCAACAGCUUUCUGAGAGACGGGCGGCUCAAAAAAUGGUGCUUGAAUGCAGUAUACCGUUGUUUGUUGGCACUAGUGGCUUUGGAGCCCUGCUGGUCUACCAGAAAGUGUGGAUCCGGCCGCCUAGACAACUGCUCUACCGGCAACGACAGCGGCUCCGGAUAUAUGGUCUACUCAGGAGGAUGGAUGGGAUACAUUCGGUGACGAUCUUGAUAUUGUACCUGGCCCUCAUAAUUUCACGCGACUUUUGCAGUUCUAAUUAG
Molecule: messenger RNA, 714 nt
Organism: Aspergillus welwitschiae
Lineage: Eukaryota; Fungi; Ascomycota; Eurotiomycetes; Eurotiales; Aspergillaceae
Exons: 1
Coding region: 1-714 (237 amino acids)
Source: RefSeq, a predicted model, not a curated record